This is a messenger RNA of Rhododendron vialii, 3665 nucleotides long. Its product is annotated as disease resistance protein RPV1-like. Gene Ontology annotation, molecular function: ADP binding. Gene Ontology annotation, biological process: defense response; signal transduction. NCBI's taxonomy places the organism in Eukaryota, Viridiplantae, Streptophyta, Magnoliopsida, Ericales, Ericaceae. The record is from RefSeq and is a predicted model, not a curated record. The transcript has 5 exons. The coding region runs from base 24 to 3665 and encodes 1213 amino acids.
UGGACCUUUGUUCAAUAUCUACCAUGAAAUCCCAAGAAGACUCUUCUUCGAAUUCUCGAUUUACUUAUCAUGUGUUCUUGAGCUUCAGAGGUGAAGACACUCGCAAGGCUUUCUCUGACCACCUCUACACAGCUUUGGUCCAUGCUGGAUUCCGCACCUUCAGAGAUGAGGAUGGAUUAGAAAGAGGAGAAGAUAUCAAGUUUGAACUGGAGAAAGCAAUCCGAGAGUCGAGGAUGUCGAUAAUUGUCUUCUCAAAGAGCUAUGCAACAUCGACUUGGUGCCUUGAGGAGCUAGUGAUGAUCCUAAAACGCAGGACUUCUGGACAUGCAGUCCUCCCUGUCUUCUAUGAUGUGGAUCCAUCUGACUUGAGGAAGCAAAGUAGCUUCGAAGAAGCGUUUGCAAGGCAUGGAGAGCAACUCAAAUCAGAAACAGGAGAACGAAAAGAGGAAUUGAAGGAAAAAAUAGGAACAUGGAGGGCUGCACUUAGAGAAGUUGCAGAUGUGACCGGGAUGAACUUGAAAAAUCAAGCUGAUGGGCACGAGGCAAGAUUUAUCCAGAAAAUUAUAAAAGUCGUUGAAGAUAAAUUAAGUUGCACAACCUUGGAUAUUGACCGCCACUUGGUUGGAAUAAAUUCACGAGUCAAAAACAUUCAGCAAUGGUUAGAAGAUGGGGCAACUAAGAUUGGCAUAGUUGCAAUUUGUGGAAUGGGUGGAAUAGGCAAGACGACCAUUGCAAAAUUUCUGUACAAUUUGAACUCUCCAAGAUUCGAAGGCAGCAGUUAUCUUGAAAAUGUAAGGGAAAUUUCCCAGCGAAAAAAUGGCUUACUUCGUCUACAAAGACAAAUUUAUUCAGAUAUUUUGAAGGGAAGAAAAGUAAGACUAAACAGUAUUGCUGAAGGAACAACUAAGAUUAUGGAAGCCAUAUAUUACAAAAAAGUUUUUGUAGUUCUUGAUGAUGUGGAUAGACUUGACCAAUUAAAUGCAAUACUUGGAAUGCGAGAUUGGCUUUUUUCAGGGAGUAAAAUUAUCAUAACCACGAGGCGUGAGCAAUUACUACGGGCUAAUAAAUUCUCUAAGGUGUGUUGGGUUGAAAAUCUGGGUGAUGAGGAAUCCUUAGAGCUCUUUAGCUGGCAUGCCUUUGGAAAAUGUUGUCCAAACAAUGGAUAUGAAGAGGUCUCAGAAAGAGUCGUACGCUACUGUGGAGGGCUUCCAUUAGCACUUAAAGUUCUAGGCUCUUCCCUAUCAGGGCAAUGCUUAAAUGUAUGGAAAAGUCAAUUAGACAAAUUAAAAACAUUUCCCGAAGGUGAAAUCCUUGAAAAACUCAGAAUAAGCUAUGAUUCUUUGCAAGAUAUCCACGACAAAAAUCUAUUUAUCUAUCUUGCUUGUUUUUUUGUUGGAAGAAAGAAGGAUUUUGCAAUUACGAUCUUAGAUGGAUGUGAGUUUUCUACAGUGGUUGGGAUUCAAAACCUCAUGGACAGAUGUCUGAUAUCAAUUGAUAAAAGUAAUAAUGUAGUGAUGCAUCAUUUGCUUCAAGAAAUGGCGAGAGAAAUUGCUUGCCAAGAGUCGCCCAAGGAGCCAGGCAAACGUAGCAUCCUCUGGAAUCAUAAGGAUUCCUUUAAUAUUUUGCGAGACAACACUGAAGAUAAAUGUGUGAGUCCAGUCUUUGGUGCCAGCAGAAAACGACGCUUUGAAAAGUUUCUUGAGAAGCCCAUAUUGUCAGAUUUGGGUUGUUCGCUGAAAAGAUUUGGUUUCAACAUGUUCUCCUCUAACCUCGAAGCCACAAAAAAUACAAAUCCAUUUGUUUUGGAAGCUGAUGCAUUUGGAAGGAUGCGCAAACUCAAGCUUCUGCAGCUCAAUCAUGUACAUAUUAGUGGACCCUAUGAAAAGCUUCCCAAAGGAUUAAAAUGGUUGUGUUGGCAUGGAUUUCCACUUAAGUCCAUACCUAGUGAUUUCCCUUUGGAAAGCCUGGUUGCUCUAGACAUGCGCUAUAGCAGCUUGAAAAAUGUAUGGGAAGGAACAAAGUUUCUAGUGCUAUUAAAAUUCCUCAAUUUGAGUGAUUCCCCUAACCUUACCAAAACUCCCGAUUUUUCGAAAAUCCCCAAUCUCGAGAGAUUGAUGCUUAAGAAUUGUGCAAGUUUGGUUAAGGUUCAUGAAUCCAUUGGAUGCCUCGAGAGACUUGUUUUGCUGAAUUUGAAAGACUGUAACAAUUUGAGGAAGCUUCCGAGAAGCAUUGGUAUGCUAAAACUUUUGGAAAAGCUUGUCAUCUCUGGUUGUUCAAAACUUGAGGAAUUGCCAACAAACGUGGGAAAUUUGGAAUCUCUAACUGUGCUUAAGGUAGAUAGAAUUGCCUUAAAUGAAUCUCUCUCUACCAACGGGCAGGUUAACACUAUGCAACCUUUCAUUCGGCAUUGGCUAUUGAAGCCAAGAAGAAGUCCAGAUAUCUCAUGGACUUCUUUACCACGGUCGUUGGUUGAACUAAGUCUUGCGGGCUGCAAUCUUUCUGACAAUGCUUUUCCCACAGAUCUUAGGAACCUAUGCUCGUUGAAGACUUUAGAUAUCUGUUGUAAUCCAGUUUCGGGCCUCCCAGAUUUCAUUAGAGAUCUUACAUUGCUCGAGAAACUUAGCAUAGCAGAGUGUCCAAGGCUCCGGAAACUUGUCGGGCUCCCGCUAGUACGAUCACUGUAUCUUGGAAGUAAUAAACUGCUGGAGGAAGUAACGUUUGGAAGCUUUCCCGGUCCAAAAACUACUUGUCAUUUGGAUACAUGGGACCAUGAAGGUAAGACCGUGGGCAUUUUCAAAUUAGAACCCAUAGGAAAUGUAGCAGCUGAUAUUACAAAAAGUUUGGGGUUAACGAACUUGGAAUCCAUGGGAAACGCAAUUGUAAAGCUAUCGUCAUGGUGUGGCAAGGAAAAACAGGCGCUUCCGAUCCAGGUGCUCUCUCUCUCUCUCUCUCUCUCUCUCUCUCUCUCUGUGUUUGUGUGUGGAUGUCAUGGAACAUAUAUAUUCUCUGCUUAUUUUCCUGGUAGCAAGGUUCCACUAUGGUUCAAUUUUAACAAUCUUGGAUCCUCGUGUAAUUUUACUGUGCCUUCGAAUCUUGAUUCUAGAAUUCGAGGCUUGAGUGUUUGUUCUGUGUAUGAACUGUUCGGUGCUCCGCCCGAGUAUUAUUGGAAACAGGACACACAUACUUUCUUAAGUAAUAAAACGAAGGGUUUGAUUUGGAUCCAUUGCCCAGAGGUCUUUGGAUUUGGAGAAGCUGGAGAGGAUAUCAUGUGGUUAAGUUACUGGAAGUUCGGAAAACAGUUACUGGAAGCUGGUGACGAAGUCGAUGUUUCAGUGUUUGGAGGUGCAUUUGUGCAAGUAAAGGAGGUUGGAGUUCGCCUUCUGUACAAUAAAGAACAAGAAGAGAUGAGUUCCCAAUCAGCCAAUGAAGAAAGCGUAUCCCUCUAUACAUUCGAAAAUAUCAUUCGAGGAAAUGUUUCUGCACAUGAGGGGAGGACGAGGUUGUACCAACUCGGCAAGCAUGUUAAUGGACAUCUCUGUGUGUAUUGCCGACGUCUAUACCCUCAACCUUGGAUCCCUGCCACUCCUUAUGACGAUAGUGAUUUCGUUGAAUGUCCGGCUUCAAAAAGGUUGGCGCCGAAGUCGUAUUAUUAUGUUUCUGAUUAG